Molecule: messenger RNA, 1505 nt
Organism: Aspergillus fijiensis CBS 313.89
Lineage: Eukaryota; Fungi; Ascomycota; Eurotiomycetes; Eurotiales; Aspergillaceae
Product: intradiol ring-cleavage dioxygenase
Exons: 5
Coding region: 179-1372 (397 amino acids)
Molecular function (GO): oxidoreductase activity, acting on single donors with incorporation of molecular oxygen, incorporation of two atoms of oxygen; ferric iron binding
Source: RefSeq, a predicted model, not a curated record
GCGGCAGCAUCACGGAGGAAUGGUCAGUAUCCGUGUCACUCCGAGGUUGAGAGGAAAAGGGCAGAAGAUAUAAAAGCGGGCGCUGGCUGCUGCAUCUCAUGAGAAGAUAACAACAGCAUCACAUUCCUUCUUCCACUCACUCAGUCUCCUCUCUUUCUGCAAAGCACCCCUCGUCAGUAUGGUUCGCGUUACUGCCACCGUGAUUGCCGGCCUAGCUGGUCUAGCCGGCAUGACCUCUGCCCAUCCGGGCCACGACGUGCGCGCGGAAGCCGCGGAGCGUGCUGCCUUUUUGAAGCGUGCUCCCAUGCACGCUCGCGGUCUGAGCCAGUGUGCCAGCAAGCUCAAGGCCCGUGGCCACGAGAGCAGCAAUAUCGCCCGUCGCCAGGCGACGCUGGAUUCUCUGCGCCGUCGCAAGGGAUUGUCCACUCGUGCACCUCUGCUCAAGGCCCGCGACCUGACCACUAUCCUCAACACCUCCCACCUGUCCUCGUUGGAUGUGACCGAGAACACUCAGGACUAUGAUACCUUGUUCGCCUCCAACGCCAGCUGCGUGCUCGGCCCGGACGUCACCCAGGGUCCUUACUACGUCAGCGGCGAAUUGAUCCGCAGCGACAUCGUCGAUUCCCAGGAGGGUGUCCCUCUGUACCUGGACAUCCAGCUGGUAGACAGCAGCACCUGCGACCCCGUUCCGGAUGUGUACAUUGAUUUCUGGCACUGCAACGCCACCGGCGUCUACUCCGGCAUCCAAGCCAGCGGCAACGGCAACUCGAACGACGCCUCCAACCUGGACGCGACCUUCCUGCGCGGCAUCCAGCAAACCGACGACUCGGGCGUGGUGCAAUUCCAAACCAUCUUCCCGGGCCACUACACCAGUCGCGCGACUCAUAUCCACGUCCUAAGCCACAACCCCAACACCACAACCAGCACCAACGCCAACGACACCCUGACGGACGGCCUGUACAGCACGACGGCCAACCACGUGGGCCAGCUCUUCUUCGACCAGGACCUGAUCACCGAGGUCGAGGCCACCAGCCCCUACAGCACCAACACCCAGGAGCUGACCACCAACGCCAACGACUCCAUCCUCUCCGAGGAGGCCGACUCCAUCGACCCGUUCGUCGAGUACGUGCUGCUGGGCGACUCGAUCAGCGACGGCGUGUUCGGGUGGAUCUCCCUCGCCAUCGACUCCGACGAGUCGUCCAGCAUUACCCCCGCCGCUUAUUAUACGGCCGAUGGGGGCGUGGAGAAUGAUUCUUCGUCCGAUGGGGGUUCCGGUGGGGGUUCCGGUUCCGGUUCCGGUAGUGGAAGCGCGCCUAGUGGGCAGAGUUCGGGGGCGCCGGGUCAGGGACAGGGGCAGGGUGGUCGGCCUUGAGCAUUGAAGGCUAGUUGGAGUGGGGGUUCGGGGUCGGGGAUGACGGGUUUGGAGAGGGUGUAGUCUUUUGUUGGCUGUGGGUGUGGUUUGGUUGGUUUUGAGGAGGGGACGGGAAGGGAGGGGAAGAAGCUGC